ACGUGACAAGAAGUGCAUACAGUAUGCAUGAGCUAACCUGCUGGAGAGAGAGGGAGAGAGAGGGAGGGACCAGCACUAUCGAUUCUUCAGCUGGGCAUCUGCAGUCUAGUGGUCAGUGUUUGCGUGUGUGUGCACGUGUGUGUUCUCUGUUGGCCGGGAGGACAUGAUGUAGCUGCGUUGGUGUCGUUAGGCUGUAUUAUCUGUUCGACAGCCUUGGGUUUAUUAUCCAACCAGGCGUUGCCAGAGCAAGCUGAUAAGGAGACAGAGACGACAAAAAGAGAAGAGCUCCUGUUGUCGGGGAAGGUGAAAGAAGCAAAGACUAAGACCGAGAGGACGUCUUGCUGGUCCGGAUCGUGCUUCCCUGCUCUGCUGCCCCAGCUGACACUGUGCAUGCAGGCUCCAAUGUGCAGGCUCUCCCUGAAGACCGGCUGCUUGUGAGUCCUGUUCCGCUACGCUGUCGUCUUCAUCUCACUUUUGUUGUCAGUGAGAGCACCAGGGCAACCGACAUGCAGAACGUACCGGAGGAGUGGAGGGAAAGAGGGAGCCGCGAUGGUGGACAGGAGAUGGGAAGUAAGUCCUGGGAAGGGGAGCCUCUGCCCCAGAGAGACGGCAGCAGAGGACCCCCGGGGGAACAGGACGCAGCUCUGACUAGGGCCAGGAGGAGAGACCAAGGGGCCUCCGGGGGUGAGGAUAGGGGGGAGACGCGGGGGAAGGGACCGGAGGAGUCGGACAGGGAGUCCCUGAUGAUGGAGCUAAGCCGGCUGGUGCAGAAGACGGUGAAGGAGAGCAGCUGGUGGGAGAGGAGGGGGAUCGACUGCUCCAUCUUGGCUGCUGGAUUUCUGUGCCUCCCUCCAGCCUUCAUGAUGUUAGGCUCCUCCCUGUCCCUGUGCUUCACUGGGGGCCUGUUGCUGAUGGGUUUGGCCCAUGCUGUCAUCACCAUCAAGGGGACUCACCUGGCGAGUCACGGUGCGCUGAGCGAGUCCUCUGCCUGGGCUGAGUUCUGGGGAGUCUUCUUCAUCGAGGUGUGUGGCUCCUUCACAGCGAGAGCGGGAGUGCAGGCUCACAUCAAGAUGCACCACGCCCACACCAACAUCGUGGGGCUGGGAGACUCCAGCAUCUGGAAGGUUCCCUCCCUGCCUCGCAGCGUCUACCUCUUCAUCGCCCCCCUGGCAGUGCCCAUCAUCACCCCUCUGGCAGCCCUGGACCUGGCCUGGAUCCCAGCUCCCAAGCUGUCUCUCUCAUGGUGUUUGUUUAUGUGUGCGUGUGUGUGUGUUUGUGUGUGCAUGUGUGUGUUUUUGUGUGUGUGCGUGUGUGUGCGUGUGAGUGUGUCUGCUACAGGUGAGCUGAGGAGUUCCUCAGUGUGCCACGCUCUGAGGACGGUGUUGAUGAUAGCUUUGGGGAUGUGCUCCCAGUACUGGCUGCUGGUCCAUGUGUCUGGGUUCCAGUCCCCAUACACCACCCUCCUCUGCAUGCUGCUCUGCAGGGCCAUGUCCUCCAUCCCCUACAUCCACGUCAACAUCUUCCAGCACAUAGGCCUGCCCAUGUUCUCCCCGACCCGUCGGCCUAAGAGGAUCUACCAGAUGACCCACGGGGUCCUGAACCUGACACGGAACCCUCUCCUGGACUGGACCUUCGGACACUCGCUCAUCAACUGUCACGUCGAACACCAUCUCUUCCCCUUCCUCUCUGACAACAUGUGUCUGAAGGUGAAGCCCAUUGUGUCCCGGUACCUGAAGGAGAAAGACCUGCCCUACCAGGAGGACUCCUACUUCUCACGCCUGCGCCUCUUCUUCCACAAGUACCAGGAGCUGAUGGUGUUUACCCCGCCCAUCACAGAGCUGGUGGGGGUGCCUUGAUGGAGGGAGGGAAGGGAGGACUGUGGAGAUGGACUUGAAGGAAAAUAACAUUUCACUCAUACAUUCUGCAGAUCAGGCAAUAAUCGACUCUGUGAUCUGCUGCACCUAUCGCUGUUCUAACUUGCAGGAUCCACCCUUAAGAGCACAAGCUCCAACUGGCAUGUACUGCAAAUGGGCUGAGUGUAUUACGAUUUAACUUAAAGGUAUUUAAAUCAGGCACUUUGUCCAUUGUACUAGCGGCACAAUCUACAAAUGUAUGAUUUCUUACUAAUGUGUAGAUAAACAAUGCAAUAACCCAGACAUUGGAGAAUGGUUUUUCAUAAACACUGGCCUGAUGGAUUUGAGAAAUAGUUAGGUUUUGAUCAUGUCCAAUCUCUGUCCAGAGUGUGGCUUGACUGUUAUUUCAUUUUAAAUGUUGUGACAUGGAGGAGAAUAAUCAAGACUUUGACCUUGGCAUUCACCCCACUGAAGGAGAACAGUUGAUAGGAGUUGUGUCUGAGUUUCUUUUGCUGUGUUUAUAAAACAGAAACAAUUCUUGUUUGCGCUCCUGUUAUCUUCAGACUUACUAAUAUCCUUCAUCCUUGAGGUGAUUAUAACCCAGCAAUUUAAAACUCCA
Messenger RNA from Hypomesus transpacificus, 2472 nucleotides. RefSeq names its product fatty acid desaturase 6 (gene fads6). Lineage: Eukaryota; Metazoa; Chordata; Actinopteri; Osmeriformes; Osmeridae. Gene Ontology annotation, biological process: lipid metabolic process. The record is from RefSeq and is a predicted model, not a curated record. The coding region runs from base 507 to 1856 and encodes 449 amino acids. Gene Ontology annotation, cellular component: membrane. The transcript is spliced from 6 exons. Gene Ontology annotation, molecular function: oxidoreductase activity, acting on paired donors, with oxidation of a pair of donors resulting in the reduction of molecular oxygen to two molecules of water.